AUUUGAUCCUGGACUCGCUCAAACGCGUUAAACUGCCGCCAGACCAAUACCCUUCCUUUUGUCCCACUCUAGUUACAACCAUCCUUUUGCGACAUUUCUCGCUCAUAGAACAUUUUCUUUCCACAGGACUCACAAUAAUUGGUUCGGAGCUCCUCUGCUUUAUACUCCACUUUGACUAUGGCCGAAGGAGACGGCAACAUCAAAGUGGUGGUGCGAUGUAGACCCCUCAAUUCUCGCGAACUCGCACGAGGUGCUAAACCACUCGUCCGGAUGCAGGGCAACCAGACUUUCCUCGAUCCACCAGAACAUGGUUCCCAGCAAGAUUCAAAACGCGCUACGGAACGCAAGACGAUGGCCUUUGGCUUCGAUAGGAGUUAUUGGUCUGCGGGACCACGAGAUGAACCGGGUUAUUGCUCGCAGCAGACUUUGUAUGACGACCUGGGAAAGGAGUUGUUGGAUCAUGGAUUUGCAGGAUUUAAUGCUUGUAUUUUGGCUUAUGGGCAGACUGGAUCUGGUAAAUCAUAUAGUAUGAUGGGAUAUGGACCCGACAAAGGAAUCAUACCCUUGACAUGUUCCGAGCUGUUUGUACGUGUAGUGGAGAAGAAGGCUGCAGACCCCAACAUCAAUUUCACCGUAGAGGUUUCAUACAUUGAGAUCUAUAACGAGAAAGUACGCGACCUCUUGAAUCCCAAGAACACAGGAAACCUUCGAGUGCGCGAACAUCCUAGCUUGGGUCCGUAUGUAGAGGAUCUAUCGAAGCUAGUCGUGAACAACUACCACGAGAUGAUGACGCUCAUGGACGAGGGCAACAAAGCGCGCACAGUCGCUGCCACGAACAUGAACGAAACCUCUUCCCGAUCUCAUGCAGUAUUUACGCUGUUGUUGACUAUGAAGAGACACGAUGUAGACACGAAUUUAGAUACCGAGAAGGUGUCGCGAAUUAGUUUGGUUGACUUGGCAGGUUCUGAGCGGGCUAAUUCGACAGGCGCCACUGGACAGCGUUUGAAGGAGGGAGCAAAUAUUAAUAAAUCACUCACUACUCUUGGGAAAGUCAUUUCUUCUCUUGCGCUUGCGAGUCAAGAUGGGGGGAAGAAGGGGAGGAAAGGAAAGGCUGAAGAAUUUGUGCCUUACCGUGACUCGGUAUUGACAUGGUUGCUGAAAGACACUUUGGGCGGGAACUCCAAAACUGCUAUGAUAGCCGCCAUCUCUCCUGCAGAUUAUGAGGAGACGCUGAGUACCCUACGAUACGCUGACCAAGCGAAGAAGAUCAAGAACAAGGCUGUCGUAAACGAGGACCCUAAUGCCAAACUUGUUCGCGAGCUCAAGGAGGAACUCGAAUUGCUUAGAGCACGUGUGGCGAUGUCCUCCGGCGAGGAUACAUUCGACCCGCACGUUCCGCCUGAGAAACAGAAGGUCACGUACAAGACAAAGGAUGGAACGAUUAAGACUGUUACCAAAGCGGAGUUGCAGGAGCAGAUGGAGACGAGCGAGAAAUUGAUGCAGAGUUUGAAUGAGACGUGGGAGCAGAAGAUGUCUCGGACGCAGGAGGUACAAAAAGAGCGGGAGAAGGCGCUUGAAGAGCUUGGUAUCACAGUCGAGAAGAAUCUAGUGGGGGUACAUACCCCGAAGAAGAUGCCACAUUUAGUGAACUUGAAUGAAGAUCCUCUCAUGAGCGAAUGUUUGAUCUACCAACUCAAACCUGGCACAACCAUCGUCGGUCGCUUGGACAGCGAAAAACCUGCCGCAAUUCGACUGAGCGGUGAAAAUAUCCUCGAGGAACAUUGUUACUUUGAGAACACAGACGGUAAAGUAACCCUCCACGCUAUGCCCGAGAGCGUCACUUUCUUGAAUGGCAAGCAAGUUUCUCCUGGACAGUCUUAUAAACUGCGUUCUGGAUACCGGAUCAUCCUUGGGGAGCACCACGUCUUCAGGUUUAAUAAUCCCGAGGAAGUCCGCAAGCAACGUGAUCGUGCUACGGCCAGAUCCAACAUGCACUUGAGUGUGUCUGCUGCCGAUGUAGAAGGCGAUUCAGUGUCACCAUCCACGCGCCCGGAAUCGAGGGCAUCCUCUGCGGGCGAAGCUGAUGUAGACUGGAAUUUUGCACGUCGAGAAGCCGCACUAGCACGCCUUGGCCUGGACCCUGCGCUUGAUAGCCUACCAGACGAAGACAUCAAUAGGCUCUUCGAACGCAUAACGAAGGUGAAGUCAAUGCGAGAUCACAACUCUAAACCACGGCCAGAAAGUAGCCUUAGCGCUCGGGACGAUAUCUGGAGCGAGUCAGGCCGACCUUUCUCGAGUGACGCUACUACAGACGACACAAGCCUUGAAGCUGGAGCGAGUCACAGCACACCUGACGUUGACGGACCUUUGAAGGACGUUCAGUUCCAACUGGAGUCCCGUCUUCAAGCUAUCACAGAGUCUAGUGAGGCGGAAGACUUGAAAGUAGAGAAAGAUCAUAUGGAGCACCAACUGAAAAUGGUGCAGCAGCAGCUUAAACGCAUGAUAAAUGCACGGGCUCGGGGAGAAUCUGAAGAAGAGGUUGAGCGUUUCGAGCCCGUCAUCUAUACGGCAAGACAAUUACGGCUCAUUCGCAAAGUCCUGGACAAGUGGAGAGCCCAUCGCUCAUUUUCAAUGGCUGAAGCUGUUUUGUCCAACGCUGUGCUUGUAAAAGAAGCCAACGUAAUUAGCAAAGAAUUGGGCAAGGAGGUUUCCUACAACUUCACCAUUGCUUCUGGCGGGUCCCUUGCAGCUCCGAUAUCUGGAGUUGAUACAAUCGGAGGUCUGGACGGUUUCGGUGAUGUUGCCGACCCCAUACUAGCAUCAGCAACUCAACCCUCCGUCGCCAUCAAGGUUCUCGAUAAACGGCAUAAUGCUAUCUACACCUGGUCCUUGGAUCGCCUUCAGCAACGAGUCAAGCGGAUGAGAAACUUGACUACAUACAUUGAUAGACCAUCAUAUACCCAGCAUUUCAGCUCGGAUGAACCUUUUUACGAUUCCCCUCCCCCACAAUUCUCAUUCAUCGGCAAUGCCCUCCUAUCACUUGCACCCCUAUCACGCCGAAUUUCAUCUGCAUCAGUCGUGCCAAUAUUCUGCCGGUACACUGCGGAAGCAAUAGGCUCGUGUCGCGUGGAUAUUAAGAUUUCCAGUGUUCUGCAAGCGUCGAAGCAUGGUACUCCCGCGUCAACCCGCCCUACAUCCCCAGCCCCAUCGGCCAUACCACCCGGAAGUAAGAUCAGCUUCUUCCUCACCGUAGAUUCGAUCAAAGGUUUAUCCUCACAUGACUUCUCGGCACUACACCUCCAACUGCGUUUAUCAUCUUUCGUGGGACCAUCACUCACGAGUGAAGAGAUAUUCUCAUCCACUGCACUCGAUAUGGAGACAUCUUCUCUGUCGGAACUAAGGUUUCGCCGUGCGUUUUUGAUCGUAACUUCUUCCAAGGUAAUCGCAUACUUGCGCCAAGGCUACGCUCCCAUAGAGUUUUUUGCGGCUGCUAAACCCACAUAUUUGGAGCGUCUUGAACGCUGGGAUGAAAUGCGCGAACUCGGGGUUCAUAACUGGUCAAGCCCUCUUGGGGCUCACACAGACACACUUCCAGUCAUCCUCCCCCAGAUGCGCCGCUCGGAAACCGAUUUUGUAGUGGAACAAGCCCAUGACGUAGUUGCUUCUGUCCAAAUAAAGGAGCUCGGGGCUGAUGGUCAGUACGUUCCAGUACCCGUAGUUUCUCAGGGAAGCCUCGAUCCGGGGGUUUUCUCUCUACAUCAGGGACUGCAGCGUAGAAUCGCUCUCGUGCUUUCAUCAGAUUCCGGACUGCAACUCCCAUGGACAGAUGUCACAAGAAUACGUCUGGGAAAUGUGCGCCUCCUCGAUCCAAAAGGUCGCCAGCACAAUUCGACAUCGAAAAUAAUGGUUACGCUCCCGCUAUUGGCAGAUCAAAGUGUUACGUUCAGACCGGAUGGAACGGGGACCCUCACAGCAGAAGCACUAUGGGACUCGAGUGUUCAUGAUUCCCUCCUGCUCAAUCGAGUUACGGCGAGUGCACACCGAGUGAUACUGCAGGUUGCCUGGUCCAUUGCUGUGGACACGUGUAAUGAACCAGUGCAGUUUAGCAUGGACAUAGCUGUUGCCAUUCAGACACGGGACGCACGCCCGCCCGGCCGAUUACUAACGUUCCUAAGUUCCGGGAAGAUUACCUCCCGUAUCAGCUCAAUCUUCAGCCUUCGUCUUUCGCCUCCUUUGACACGGUCACCUCAGGAUCUGUGGCGCUUGGAUACGUCGGAAAAAUAUGUACGUGGCGAGGAGUUACUGAACACGUGGAAACCACGCGGUAUCUCAGUAGUGGAGGAUUACAACCGGCUUGUUUUAACGGAACGACGGGCGGCGGAUGUUCAAGCAGUUCGGGUGUUGUCGGCAUCUUCAUAUUUACCUGCGCGCCCUGAUUCGGGGGCUGUUGUUUGGGGUUCGGAAGCACUGCUGCGGAAGGCACUAGGUCUCUGGCAAAAACGCUUCGGUCAUGCAGGAGAAAUCAUUUUGAGUCAAGUGCCUACAGAGAUCGACUGUGUCGUUGCAUCUGGGAAGCCUUCCACCCGUGCGCUCCCACAAGGCGUGAAACUGAAUUCCUCCACUACGCUUGUACCUCGUAGCGACGGACCCACAAAAAAAGGCCAUCUCCUAAUUCUGACAGACGCCAGUCAAAAUAUUUGGGAAAAGCGCUGGUUCGUCCUUCGAAGACCCUAUCUACAUAUCUACACACACUCCAACGAAUUGGAGCAAACCGGUGUUAUAAGUCUUCACGGAGCAAACCUUGAAUGUGACACACAGAAGGAGCAGCUUUUGGGUAAACAAUUCUGUUUUACACUCUUUACUACUGCGAACUCGCACGCACUUGCCGCACCGUCGUUCAAAGAGUUACAGUCAUGGACUUCAAAGCUCGACCCUACUGGCACCAUCUGAUAUACCACGCAGCAUCGCUGCUUCCAUGUUGUGGAUCCUCAUCGUCGGUUUUAUGUUCGCCAUCACCUGUCUCUUAUGCUAUACCUUACGGGCGUCGGAAGUUAGACCGGGGAAAUAUAUUCUCUCGCAAACACGGGACAACGUUGUGGCACCGGUAGUGCAGCCAUCUGUGCGUCACACGCAUUCACCUAUGCAUAAGGCAAUGCUUUGUUUAAGGUUUCGAGGCGAACUACGUAUGCGGAUAAUGAGGCUACAUACUCUGUAGCUUCCCUGUCCAUCUGACAAGU
Molecule: messenger RNA, 5237 nt
Organism: Suillus bovinus
Lineage: Eukaryota; Fungi; Basidiomycota; Agaricomycetes; Boletales; Suillaceae
Exons: 23
Coding region: 178-4950 (1590 amino acids)
Biological process (GO): microtubule-based movement
Molecular function (GO): ATP binding; microtubule motor activity; microtubule binding
Source: RefSeq, a predicted model, not a curated record